Molecule: messenger RNA, 1089 nt
Organism: Metarhizium album ARSEF 1941
Lineage: Eukaryota; Fungi; Ascomycota; Sordariomycetes; Hypocreales; Clavicipitaceae
Product: Regulator of G protein signaling superfamily
Exons: 2
Coding region: 1-1089 (362 amino acids)
Biological process (GO): intracellular protein localization
Cellular component (GO): plasma membrane
Source: RefSeq, a predicted model, not a curated record
AUGGUCGACAAUCACCACCCGGCGACGCCGCCUCCCCAACCGGAUAUGACGAGAAAUCGACUCCCGACGCUGUUUGAGGUGCUGAGCCGGCGAACGCUGCCGCCAGUUGAUUUGUUUUCAUUUUACAUCUAUAUGCGAGACCAACAGAGAUCGGUCGAUUAUCUCGAUUUCUGGCUCGAUGUCGCCCAACACAUGUCGCUGUGCCGACACUACGUGCGUGAGCUGCGACGAUCUGUUCUUGUUGCGACGCCGGAUAUCGAGAAGACAAAUUCAAAGCGAUCGUCUCAGAUUCUGGAGCACAUGGGCGAUUUGGAGCCGCGCCCAGCUGGACCGUCAAUGUACUCGACUGAGAAGGAGAGGGAUCAGGACGCUCAAAUGUCGGCCUUUUUGCGCGAGGAGCCGGCCAACGGUUCUCCUCACAGUGGCUCGGGUAUUGCUCGACCCAGCCCACAGUUCAGCACUUCCCGCGACGCAACUGAUUCGAACUCGCCAUCCCACACUGUCGCCCGACAAGACAUCAGAGCGUCUGCGGAGAAGAUCUUGUACACCUUCCUGCUUCCUGGGGCCGAGCGGGAGAUCACACUCCCCGGUUCGAUUACGCAAGAUGUCACGGCGGCUAUUGAGGAGUACGGGCGCGACGAUCCAGAAGUGUUUGAUGUCGCCAAGGAUUACGUGUUCCAAGCAAUGGAGCGGGAUGCCUUUCCUGGUUUCCUGAGGAUGAAGGCUCUGGGCAACCUGAUCGCUCCGACGCUGGUGAUGCGUCUCAUUAUCGGUCUGGUAUCCAUGUUUGGGGCGUUCUGGGCAGCGUUUAUUCUCAUAUUUCUCGACAAGUCUCGCCAGACGAGGUGCUGGCUCAUUCUCCCGUUCACCGUUGGCGUUUAUUUCUUGUCGUCGUACCAAUAUUCAUUGGAUCCAGUCAUGGCUCUCAUCGGCUACAGCGAGUACACGCCGUUUAGCUUUUCGCGCAUCCGAGAAUCCUACGUCCGUCAGCUCCUUGCCAAGCGUGCCGUGAUGGUACUGGCCAUUACCAUUCUCAUCGAUGCGGCUCUUUGCGUUCUGUUCAUUCUCGUACCAGGCAAGAGACUGUGA